AAAGCGAAGGCCCAGGAGAUCUUGAGCACAUUCGCUCCGACAACGAGCCUAUUGUCGAGGAGCCCAGCGGCGUCCCACGCCUGGGCACACCGGCAUCUGCUCCCGGGCGGUACCGGAGGCGGCCUACGGAGACCUUCCUGACCAUGACUCCCUAUGCGGAAAGGAAAGAGACGCCGUCGCCGACAGAGCCAGCCCCGCCCAAGGAGGAGCGGCCUGUUUCGCCUGCGGUGAUCUCACGGCCCUCCCGCAACAAUGCAUUCGGCCGACUCCCAUCGAAUUCCGACCAGUCGUCGUUUCGGUCCAUGGCGGACCAGCGCAAAGACGAAAACAAACCUCCAGUCAAGGAGGUCGUCCAGCGUACCCUCAGCGCCAUGGCCGAGCGAAACGUCAUCCCGCAGAGGGCAUCGGCAGAGGCACUGCCGAGCUUCGAGAUGCUAGAUCUAGUUGACCUGCUGGACCGAGUCCUGGAGAAGCUCGAAGUCUUUCCGACCUCGCACACGCCGCUCUCGCCCGAGACCGACUUUGUGCCGACCGACGGCAGCAGCCCGACGGCGGCCGAUUUCAAGAUCCUCCAGGUCAAGAUCCGGACCCAGAACCACAUCAUCACGGAGCUGGGCCGUCGCAUCGACCGAUUUAAAAAGUCAAUCGAGGACCUCACCGGCAAGGUUGGCCAGCUCUCGAAGGAGAAGGAGCAGCUGGCCAGCGAAUGUGAGAACCUGCGCAAGAACGGCCCCGUUGGAGUCAGUGCGGUUCUGGGCGACGUCACAAACGGACUGCUUGGUCUGCGGCGACCAGGCCGGCUGUCGACACCAUCGGCGGCAGCGCUCGAGGGCAAAGGCAACGACCAGGAAACUGGACUCUCGGGCCUCCUGGAUGAGCUGGAGCUCGACGUCACCAAGGAGGAGCUGGAGCUGGAGCUCAAGCAACGAGCCCUGGCACAGAAGCAGGAGCAUACCGCAAGACUGCAGCAAAAGAUCGAGAAAGAGAAACAGGCGGCCGAUUCCACAGAGCCCGAGAUCUCUGUGCCAGAUCCAUUUGCGCGAACAGAUGACGGCGAGACGCCCACAAAGAUAACCCGCGAGAUGCUCGUCGAGGCAGCCCGGAUGAUCUCGACCAAGAAGCAGUACGACCACCCGACGACUCUGGGCGUCGGCUUUGUUCAUCAAGUGGCGAAGGAUAUAAGCCAGAUGGGCAACCCCUAUCACGGCGUCUCGAGGUCGCCAUACCAGCAAGAGGCCCCGGGCUAUCGGUCUACAAGGUUCCUGCAGCUCAUCCAGAGCACCUCGGACCAGACACACCAUCUUGCUUUGGUCAUUGCCAAGCAAACGCAGGAGCUCCUGGCGACAACCACGACGGAGGAGUACAUCCGGGUGAUCCACAAUCAGUUCACCGAGAUGACCAGCGCCUUCUACGAAUGCCUGGAUGUUCUGGCCGAGGAGCAGCGCGCAUCGGAGCGGUGGCGAUGGAAGUUUGAAAAGAUCCUCCACAAGAUCGAGCGGAUCGAACGAAAGCGGCUGGAGGAUCAAAGGGAGCGUGGACUGGAGUCCUACAAACGACAGUACCUUCUCAAUGCUCUGGCUCCCAUCACGCAGAAGCGUCGGGCCAGAAGCACCUCGGCCCGGCAGCCGCCUCCAACUUCGCCAUCACCCCCACCCAACAUUGCGGCUCGGCCCAUGACAGUUCCAAUCGCACUGUCUUCGUUGCAGCCCCCACUAUCACCGGAUCCGUUCCCACAGUGCCCACCGCCUCCCAGCGUGCCCCCGAUCGCCAUUCGGGUCUCAGACAACGCUCCAGAUGCUGUCAGCGGAUUCUCUGUCGCAAUGUCGCAUGUUUCAGCAUCGGCCCCGACCACCAAGCAUCGCCCGAAGCGAGUGAGUGUGUCCUUGCGCUCGUCGACACCUGCAAACGACCACACGGAUGAGAUCGACGAGUGGAAAGACGUUUCUCACCAAGCACCGAGAGCAUCGACGGCCCCACCGACACUCUUUGGCAUCUCGCCUGUCGGACUCGUGGCAUCAGAUCUAAAGGCGGUGCCGAGUCCUGCAGCCUCUGCCGAGAGACCGGAUGAGCUUCCGCAGGCUGUGCUUCCCCAGCAGGUGCUCGACAGUCUCGAUGGCCUGCACCUCAGCCGCAAAAAGGGUCGGUUCAAGAUCCAGAUGCCGGUGGUGGCUUCGCCGACGCCCUUUAACCUCGUUACCGAAACGGCGCCAGGCAUCCGUGUGAAGUCCUCCAAGGCAGCGAUCUGGCGAGCAGGGGGCCAAAAAACCAAGGUCGACAAGACCUUCCACAAGGCGCGGCAGUACUUGGAGGAGCUCAGGGUGGUGUCUUGAUUGUCUCGAUUCACCCACGAGCCCGGGAGAUGGGAAGAGGGUGGGGGCGACAUCGGCCUGUGGGUCGGCGGCAGGCAAGCAGGGUCGAGUGUACCGACCAAGCGGUCAGAGAGUCUGCAGAGUUUGCAAAAUGAAACAGUAUACCCUGCUUCCAUUGCUUGAUAUGCGUGGGAACAUGCA
This is a messenger RNA of Polychytrium aggregatum, 2510 nucleotides long. RefSeq lists its product as uncharacterized. NCBI's taxonomy places the organism in Eukaryota, Fungi, Chytridiomycota, Chytridiomycetes, Polychytriales. The coding region runs from base 144 to 2330 and encodes 728 amino acids. The transcript has 3 exons. The record is from RefSeq and is a predicted model, not a curated record.